AUGCUGGGGUUCAAGAGGAAACGGACGAACACCAACAACAACAACAACAACACGAUGAAUUUCGCUCCAGACUUGCUGGAUGAUCUGAUGCUGGAUGACCGCUACUUGGACGAGAACGCUAUCCUGGAUGACUACGACACCGCCGAGGCCGCCCUCGACCCCGUGCGGUACAAGAAGCAGCGCACGGUGUCCUUGCCGCAGCUGCCACACUCGCGGCUCUCUUACUCGUACUUCGUCAACACCCUGGACGGCUCCAACAGCGCUGCGAUGACUCACGCGACUGCGAACUUGAGCUCAGCAAACAUGGGCACAGCAAACCAGGGACUGCCACACCAGGCACUGGGAAGCGCGUACACACACCACAGAUACCCGGCCGACGACAACGAUAUGUCCUCGCUCCUGGACGCAUCGCUGUACAUGGGCCAGAAUGCGCACGCAGCGCUGGCACAGCCGGCGCUCAAGUCCGGAAACUGGGUCACCCCGCCAGCACGCAUACAGAACGACGACGAGCUGCUGCACUUGACCGGCUCUUCAAGCAAGACCCUCGAGGGCAACAGAAGCGUGCAGCUGAAGGUGGCCCACAGCGUCUCCCCUUUCACAAACGAGAACUCAACGGGCGCCGCCUCAGGAAUAAGCGCAGGUUUCAAAAAUAGCUUCAAGAGACUUCUCUCCCAUGAACAACAACCAUACGACGAUAACAUACCAAGACGCAGCAGUAUCGCGUCCAGAAGACGCAGCAGUGUGAAAAGGGUGCAGGACGCCCAAGGAUCACUUCCGAAUAUGAACUACUUCCAAACAGACAAAGACGGUCACUACAUAUACCAGGAAAACGACGUGUUUGGCUCAAACGGCCAGUUCGUCGUUAAGGAAUUGCUGGGGCAAGGCACCUUCGGGAAAGUCUUGAAAUGCGUAGAUACUUACUCCCCAAAUAACAAAUUUGUGGCAGUGAAAGUCAUAAGAGCUGUAGACAGAUACAGAGAGGCAGCCAAAACAGAAUUAAGAGUGCUAAGCACUAUAUUAGAAAAUGACCCAGUAGGCCAAUUCCAAUGCUUACUGCUUAGAGAUUGUUUUGAUUAUAAAAAUCACAUAUGCCUGGUAACGGACCUGUACGGAAGAUCGGUAUACGACUUUAUGUGUUCUAAUGGUGUGGCUAGAUUUCCUGGGUCCCACAUACAGGCAAUAGCUAGACAGUUGAUCAGAUCUGUAUGUUUCUUGCAUGAUAUGGGCAUUAUACAUACUGAUUUAAAACCGGAAAAUAUCCUGUUGGUGGACGAAUCUUAUGUGGAGUAUGACCUUCCACAAAACGUGAUAGAUUCUAUGAGUAACAGAAGGCGAGCUGCCUCUCAGGGAAAGAGAAAGAUACUGACCAAUCCGGAAAUUAAGAUUAUUGAUUUUGGAAGUGCAGUUUUUCAUAAGGAAUAUCACCCACCAGUUAUAUCAACAAGACAUUAUCGUGCUCCAGAAAUUGUUUUAGGUCUGGGGUGGUCUUUCCCAUGCGAUGUUUGGUCAAUAGCAUGCGUAUUGGUGGAGCUAGUAAUUGGAGAAUCUCUAUACCCAAUUCAUGAAAAUUUGGAACAUAUGGCGAUGAUGCAAAGAAUUAACGGUACUCCUUUUCCUACAAAAUUGAUCGAUAAGAUGUUUUACAAGGUAAGACACAAACUAGGAAAUUUGCCAUCAGAUCUCAAUACCACGGUUGUUAGACACUUCAAUAGACAAUCACUAACUUUGCAGUGGCCAGAAAAAAAUAAGCGGGGCGAAAUAGUUACUACAGAAAAAUCAAUGAAAAGAGUAAUGGAGUCUUGUGAUAGAUUGGAUGUCUAUAUAUCAAGAGUCCUAAAACAAGAUUAUGGUGAACGACUAAGUAUAAACUGGAACCUUUCACCCGAUAAAAAUUGGAGUUUAGUCAGUUCAAAACUUUUAUGGAGGGGUCAUCAGCAUUAUGAUGGCAACAUCUACGAGGGCUCUCAUAUGUUCCCUCCACAGCAUAAAUUAGAUAAGGACUCUUUCUUGUUCUGGUACUGGUUUGUCGAUCUAUGUCGUAAAAUGUUUGAAUUUGAUCCAACUAAGAGAAUUACAGCGAGGAAGGCAUUGGAUCAUGAAUGGUUCAAUUUGGGAAUUUUUGAUGAAGGUAUUACAAACUUUGCAAAUCCAAGAGCAAACUAUAGAAACUCCAUUUAA
Nakaseomyces glabratus is the source of this 2178-nucleotide messenger RNA. It is a transcript of the gene KNS1, whose product is annotated as serine/threonine protein kinase KNS1. The record is from RefSeq and is a predicted model, not a curated record. Lineage: Eukaryota; Fungi; Ascomycota; Saccharomycetes; Saccharomycetales; Saccharomycetaceae. Gene Ontology annotation, molecular function: protein serine/threonine kinase activity; ATP binding. Gene Ontology annotation, cellular component: nucleus. Gene Ontology annotation, biological process: protein phosphorylation; regulation of RNA splicing.